GUCCGAGCGAAGCUGGACUCUGCCGUCUUCAUGAGCUUUGCCGACGGUUCAUGGGCCAACGCCCCUGGGUUGAAGACGCAGAUCGGCACCCUGAUCUUCCUAGCUGACCGAUCGAUUCUGACGUGGUUCACGCCACGCACACUGUUGUUCCAUAGAUCCAAGAGGGCCCCUCGAGUUGCGAGAUCGGCCGUGGCUGGGAAGCGUUUGCCCAGGACCUUGGAGUGGACUAUGCGUCGUACCUGUCCACUAAGUUGUUGUCCGAGAUGUUGACCGCCAGGCCCGCUGGACGCCAUGCCCCGAUCUUUGGCGUGAUUACCGCGAAGGAUUGCGAGUCUCUUUACGACGCACUGCACCAGCUUACGCCCAGAUUGGCCGAGAAAAGGAUUGUGAUCGACGUCGCUUCCAUUCGUGGCGAGGCUUCUGUCCAGGAUAUUAGGUUGAUCCCUGCGACGCACAUGAUCGCCGAUGGUAUGGCGAAGGAAGAUGCAAAGCUGAGGGAGAACCUUACCGGGUUCGUUGACAACCCAAUGUUUUCGCUGGUGGCGUCGAUUUCUUGUGAUGAGUUGACUGGCGGAGACGGCCAGCAUCAACAAAAGUGAAUGAGGUUUUCACUUGCACGUGUCGUGAGUCGCGGAUCACUCCCGCCCGCUUGGUUGUGCCCAGGAGAUGUGUUUGUGAUUGUGUGAUGUUUGGUUGCCGUGUUUGCAACUAUGCCGAUCUUGCAUUAUAUCCAUAUCGCUUGGCGAAUUCAUUUCAGCCGGUCCCGCGCGGAUGAUUGGUUUCUGAUAUGCCUUGCUGUUCGGCGUUGAUUAUCAUGCAUAGCCCAGCAGGACGAGAGAACACCGGGAGUGCAAUAGUCAUGUCG
Molecule: messenger RNA, 865 nt
Organism: Prorocentrum cordatum
Lineage: Eukaryota; Dinophyceae; Prorocentrales; Prorocentraceae
Source: the annotation of a GenBank genome assembly